Molecule: messenger RNA, 1398 nt
Organism: Lottia gigantea (owl limpet)
Lineage: Eukaryota; Metazoa; Mollusca; Gastropoda; Lottiidae
Exons: 10
Biological process (GO): transmembrane transport; monoatomic anion transport
Molecular function (GO): transmembrane transporter activity
Source: RefSeq, a predicted model, not a curated record
AAAUUUUUUUCUUGGCGUUGGAGACUAGCAGGCAUUGUCUGCUUAGGAAACUUUGUGGUGAUGACGUUACGUGGUUCUAUGGCUAUUGCUAUAGUGUGUAUGGCGGGCCCUGGGGGACAGCCUAGGUCAAACAAUUUUACAACGCGAGGAAUCAGUCUGUUAAAAAACGAUACAAGAACAUCAAAUACAUCAUUGCAGGCGAAAGAGUAUGAAUUUAGCUGGGAUGAAGAUAUCAGAGCUAUGGCUCUGUCAGCGACCAUGUAUAGUGGAUUUUUCAUGCCGUUCGUGGGUGGAAUCUUGUCUCAGAGAUUUGGUGCCAAAAACUUUAUAGUUGUUACUUUAAUUUCUGCUGGAAUCUCCUUCCUGUUAAUACCGGAAAUGACGAGGCUACAUGUCUAUGCUGUGAUUGUAUUGAGAUUUUGUGUCGGGCUGUUCACAGUAGGCUACAUGUCAGCUUUACAAGAUAUCUGGGCCAAAUGGGCACCACAGUUUGAAAAAGUUUCAUUAGUAUCCAUCAGCAUAGCAGGCAUCAAUCUGGCCAAUAUGUUCGCCUCUCUGAUUUGUGGUUAUCUGUGUACAAUCGAAGUGGACAAUGGCUGGCCUUUCAUCUUCUACAUUUUCGGUUCACUGUGUGUACUGUGGUGUUGUUUGUGGUUCGGUACUGUGUCCAACUCACCAGACGAACAUAUGUUUAUAACGGAGGAAGAACAGAAAUAUAUAAAAGAUAACAGAAUUGGCAUGUCAGGCAAAAAGAAAGCGAAAACACCAUGGAAGAAAAUAUUAACAUGCAAGCCGGUAUGGGCGUAUAUAGUUACUCAGUCCUGUAAUAUGUGGUGUGCUGUCACCCUUUUUUUAUUUCUCCCACUUUAUUUUAGUAGUAUAUUGGAAUUUUCUAUAGAAAUAACUGGAGCCCUCCUUUCCGUUCCAUUCUUCUUCCGUUUUCUUGGUUCAUUAUUUUGGGGAUUUCUCUCAGACAUCUUACUACGAAAAACUAAUUUAGGAGUUACAAAAAUACGAAAACUUAUUCAAGGCAUAGGCAACGCCUUGUCCUCAACGUUAGUAACGUUUGUACCAUUCCAGUAUCGAGCAGCAACUGUGGCCAUUGUGGCAGUAUUGUUAUUUUUUCAAUCAUCAGCAAUGGCUUCAUCUGCCAUUACACCUUUAGAUGUGGCUCCGAGGUUUGCUGGUAUUUUAACUGGUCUCUGUUUGGUGGUGUCAACAAGUUUAAGUGUCAUCGUACCCUUUGUGGUGUCUUCAAUAACCUUCGGGGUAAUAUUCUUUAGCUCAUUAACCAUCGAAUGGAGAUUUGUAUUCUGUAUGUUGACUGGCGUUUAUAUGUUUGGAGUUUUUGCUUUUCUGUUAUUUGGCAGUUCUGAAUUACAAUCAUGGGCGACAGAU